Lindgomyces ingoldianus is the source of this 1599-nucleotide messenger RNA. RefSeq names its product mRNA cleavage and polyadenylation factor IA/II complex. Bases 23 to 1423 code for a protein of 466 amino acids. The record is from RefSeq and is a predicted model, not a curated record. Gene Ontology annotation, biological process: tRNA splicing, via endonucleolytic cleavage and ligation. Gene Ontology annotation, molecular function: polynucleotide 5'-hydroxyl-kinase activity. Lineage: Eukaryota; Fungi; Ascomycota; Dothideomycetes; Pleosporales; Lindgomycetaceae. Gene Ontology annotation, cellular component: nucleus; mRNA cleavage factor complex. The transcript has 3 exons.
CGCCUGCUGGCUUUACCUAACCAUGAUAUCUCUCCCAGGUCUCCACCUCUCCAACCCUACUCCUGAACCCCCUAGUACCGCCGAGAGCAUUGUAACUCGCACUCAAGACCUCCUCGCCUGCUCCGAGUACCGAUUCGAAGUCCCUUUCACGCGCACUUUGACCAUCAGGCUGCUCACUGGGACCGCGGAGUUCUUCGGCACCGAGCUCGCCCCAUCGUCCACCUAUACAUUCACUGGCACUAAGGGCGCCGUCUACACAUGGCGUGGCUGCAAACUUGAGAUUGGGGGCUUGGCCGAGAGCGAGUACACGAGCGAAGAGACACAGAUGAUGAGCUAUGCGAACGCGCAUUUCGCCCUCGAGAAGCUGCGCGAGAGGAGCGUACAAACGGGCGAACUGGGGCCGCGGAUUCUAGUAGUCGGGCCUGAGAAUGCAGGGAAGACGAGCGUGGUCAAGAUCCUCACAUCCUAUGCUGUGAAGGCUGGACGACAGCCCGUGGUCGUUAACCUGGACCCCCGUCAAGGCAUGCUGAGUGUACCCGGCUCCGUUACUGCGGCCGCUUUCUCGUCAAUUAUUGACAUUGAGGAUAGCUGGGGGAGUAGUCCCAUUUCAGGGCCGAGCCCGGUUCCGGUGAAGAUGCCGCUGGUAUAUCAUUACGGCAUUGCAAAUCCGGACGAGGGCAGCCUCUUCAGGCCUUUGGUGACGAGGAUGGCCCUUGCCGUCACGAGCAGGCUAGAGGACGAUAAACCCUCGAGGCAGGCUGGUUUUAUUAUUGACACUUCGGGGGCCAUCAGUCACGGGAAGGGCGGUGUUUACGAGAACAUAGACCAUAUAAUAUCUGAGUUUUCGGUCAAUGUCCUCUUCGUCCUCGGCUCAGAACGUCUCUACAGCGACUUGGCCCGCAAGUACUCGAAUCGACCAACCGAAGAAGCCGUCUCUGUCGUGCGCCUCGACAAAUCGGGCGGGUGUGUGGACCGAGAUGAGGCCUAUAUGAAGCAGCUUCGACAGGCCCAGAUACGAGCCUACUUCUUCGGACACGGCGAGAACACUCUUGGGCCUCAUAGCCACAUGGCAGACUAUGAUGAGCUAAACAUCUUCCGGAUCGUCGAUGCUGCCUCUGAUGCGAAUUCGUCCUUCCGACCGGGUAACGAUGAUGAUGACGUCUACGGCUCUACGAACAACAUCUACACGAAGGCGACUCCCUCACCGAUGAUUCAGAAUUCCCUUUUAGCUGUCACGACAGCCGCUGCAACCGACUCGCAGGAAGUCAUCCGGGAUUCGAGUGUUAGGGGCUAUAUCUAUGUUGCAGAUGUUGACGAUGUGAAAAAGAAGGUGAGGUUAUUGUCUCCUCAACCGGGCCAGACGCCAUCGAAUGCUAUCAUACUGGGUUCAUUUCCAGAGGAUGUUCCCGGUCUAGUGAGCUAAGGGAAUAGAGCAUGAGCCACCCUGGCCUGGUGGAUAGUAGGUUAUGAAAAGUUCGCUCAAAGUUUACUUAGUGUGGGAGUAGGUUGCAAGCUAGACAAAGCCAUUCACAUUAGCGGGUAUCUAGCUAUGUAGAUCCAUGUUGCGUUCAAAUAGAAUGCAUAUCUACCAAAUGUUCG